Molecule: messenger RNA, 1131 nt
Organism: Lodderomyces jiufengensis
Lineage: Eukaryota; Fungi; Ascomycota; Pichiomycetes; Serinales; Debaryomycetaceae
Exons: 1
Coding region: 1-1131 (376 amino acids)
Source: RefSeq, a predicted model, not a curated record
AUGGUAUCACAACUAACGGAUGUCGAGAUAAUAGAAGAUCAUGAAGAAGAACAACAAAAUUAUUCAAUAAAUAAUCUAACAAUAGGUAAUAAAGAUCAAAAAUUAAAUUUUCAAAAAUAUAGUAGUCCAAUAAUUUUACCAAAUCAAAAUAUAAAUCAACCUUAUCAUAAUACAUUAAACAAUUUACGAUCUACUUUUAAAUAUGUUUUUGUAAUAAAUUGGUUAUAUAAAUUUAGAGGAUUUUUAAAAUUACAAAGUGAAGUAUUUGAUGUUGAUUUAUUUGAAUUAGAAUUAUUAAAUUAUUUUCCUGAAUUAGAUUCAAAGAUAUUAUUUAUAAAUAAAUUAAAAAUUGCAAUAAUGAAAUAUUUGGAUUCUAAUAAAUUACCAAUUGAACAAUUUGAAAUUGUAUUUAGAUUACAUUUCGGAGUAUUUACACCAUUAAGUGGGAAUUCAAAAACAAUAAAUAAAAAUGAUGAAAAUAUAAAUCAUCAAGAUAUAGAAGAAAUUGAAGAAAUUAUACAAGAUCAUGAUCAUAAUGAUCACAAUUCAAAUGAUUUACCUAAAUUUGAUUAUUUAUUAAUUGAAGAUAAAUUUGAAAUUUUAUUUAUUGCACUUAAUUAUAUUUCAAAUAAUCAUAAAUUUAGAAAUUGGAUUUCAAAUCAAUCAAACAAUAGUCCAGAGUUUUCAAGAAUUGAUCCUAUAUUUUCUACAACUACUAAAAAAAACAUAAAAGAAGAAUAUGUCUUGUUGUUUGAUAAUCAAAGAUUAUAUAAACGAACUAUAGAAUUUCCUGCAUUAGAAGUACCUAAAAAAUUAAAAGAUUCACCAACUUACCCAAAUGAAUUUUUUAAAUCUAAACAAUUUGAUAUAUCUUCUACUAUAAAAUUUGAAAUAAUUUAUUUAAAUCUUUUUGAAUUUAAUGAUUACUUAAACAAAAUUAAAUAUGAUAAAAAUUUAAAAUCAAUUUAUCAAAAAUUAUAUAAACCAUCUAUAAUUGAAUCAUUUUAUGAAAAUGAAAUUAAAAAAAGGAAAAUUUUUACUAGUAAGAAAAAGGAAAUUCAAUUGGCUAAUUUAUUAGCUGUUAGGAAAAGAUCAUUAAGGUUAAGAGAAAAAGAGAAAACUACAACUUAG